CUGGAUAGGAGGGAGCAAGGUGCAGGAAUGGUCAAGGAGGGUGGUGAAGGGCUGAAAAGUGGCUGCAUUAAGAGUAGCCAUGGACCAUGGCUGGUUCACAAGACUACUAAAGAUGGUGGUGUGGUGACAAAGUAUCGGUAUCCGUCUGAGAAGGAGAGGCAGAACAAUAAGCAGAGGGAGCGGAAGAGGCGUUCGAUAUCCAAGAAAAUCUUUGCAGGUCUCAGAGCUUAUGGAAACUACCAGCUCCCUAAACAUGCUGAUUCUAAUGACUUGUUGAGGGCUCUUUGUGAUGAAGCUGGUUGGCAUGUUGAUGAGGAUGGUAAUGUUUACAAAAAGGAGGCCAUGUUGAGGAUGCCGAGCUUGAUCAACUCCGGCUUUGAUGCUCGGAUUGAAGAACAAUUCAAGAACAAGACAUUCAGCAGCUUCGAUGAUGACAUUCAAGCCAGAACUACCAGCUUAUCCUUGGGGUGCUCCUUCGAAGAACAUGAUAUCAAUCUUUGUCUCUCCCUUUCUUGAACAAAAAUGUCAGAAAAUAUAUAUAUUCACAAAUCACAA
Molecule: messenger RNA, 555 nt
Organism: Daucus carota subsp. sativus
Lineage: Eukaryota; Viridiplantae; Streptophyta; Magnoliopsida; Apiales; Apiaceae
Product: BES1/BZR1 homolog protein 3
Exons: 2
Coding region: 28-516 (162 amino acids)
Biological process (GO): DNA-templated transcription; brassinosteroid mediated signaling pathway
Molecular function (GO): DNA-binding transcription factor activity
Source: RefSeq, a predicted model, not a curated record